GGCGGCGUGACGUGAAUAAGCGAAAUGACGUGUCCGGCGUGAGGAGCGUGGCGAGGCGCGAAGGGGCGUAGCCAGGCGCGAAGGGGCGUGGCCAAGAUGGCCGCGCGCAUGAGCUUCCCAUCCCGGUGGCGAACAGUCGGGUUCGCGCUCAGGGAAACGUUCUGGUUAUUAGGUCCCUGCAAGUUCUUUGGGAGCUGGUCAGGAUUUCAAGCUAAAGAUGGUGAUGAUGAGCCGCCUGAGGGCCAUUCUUCAGGCCUCCCCAUGCAAGUCACUGUGGAGAGGGAUCCAGAUUCCGAGGUCCAUGCCGGUGAGGCCCUGCAGCCUCUACACCUGCACUUACAAAACCCGGAACCGAGCCUUGCACCCUCUCUGGGAGAGCAUGGACCUGGUCCCAGGGGGCGAGCGCCAGUUACCCAUCAACAUCCGGUGGAGGGAAAGUGUCUACGAUCCUGACUUAAAACUGCUUACCAUCUCUUAUGACCCGACUACCUGCCUACACAUCUGGAAUAACGGGUACUCUUUCCUCGUGGAAUUUGAAGAUUCUACAGAUAAAUCAGGUGAGAGCCAGACCUGUGGUCUUGCCUGGAGUUAAAGGGACAGUGUGAUGUCAACAUAGGCUACACUGCUUCUAUGGGAGCGUGGACCUCUUUGUUAGCAGUGGCAAGGGACUCAUUGGACCUACUUCUUUUUUUUAAUUAUUAAAUACACACAACAUGAAAUUUGCCAUCUCAGCCAUUUUCAGUGUACAUUUCAGUAAUAGUAACUACAUUCACAUUGUUGUGUAACUGUCACCACCAUCCAUCCCCAUAACUCUUUAUCU
Molecule: messenger RNA, 820 nt
Organism: Camelus dromedarius (Arabian camel)
Lineage: Eukaryota; Metazoa; Chordata; Mammalia; Artiodactyla; Camelidae
Product: carbonic anhydrase 5B, mitochondrial
Exons: 3
Coding region: 218-592 (124 amino acids)
Source: RefSeq, a predicted model, not a curated record